Molecule: messenger RNA, 1289 nt
Organism: Cuscuta epithymum
Lineage: Eukaryota; Viridiplantae; Streptophyta; Magnoliopsida; Solanales; Convolvulaceae
Source: the annotation of a GenBank genome assembly
CUGGACUCCCAGUCCGACAGCCAAAUAUAUCCUCUCUCUUUCAUUUUCCUUCUCCUUUCCUUCUUCCUCACCCAGUCACCCUCGAAACUGCCAACGCACUAUAACACUUCUGGGAGAAGAUAUUUUCCCAGCUAUCUAGGGUUUGUUCUGAACAGAAGGCUGUAGGAGAACGCGGAGGAUGAAGAUCCAGUGCAACGUGUGUCAAGUGGCGGAGGCGAACGUACUGUGCUGCGCCGACGAGGCGGCGCUGUGCUGGUCCUGCGAUGAGAAGGUUCACGCCGCCAAUAAGCUCGCCUCUAAGCACCAGAGAGUCCCGCUCUCCGAUUCGUCUUCUUCCAUGCCCAAGUGCGACAUCUGCCAGGAAAGUGUAGGGUACUUUUUCUGUCUUGAGGAUCGAGCUCUGCUCUGCAGGAAGUGUGAUGUUGCUGUGCACACCACUAAUGCACACGUCUCAGCUCACCAGAGGUUCCUGCUCACUGGAGUGAAAGUUGGACUUGAACCUACUGAACCUGCUCCAUCUCUAUCCUCAGGGAAGUCACAGUCAGCAGGGGAGAAAAUCUCAGAUCAGGAGCAUCAAACUGUUUCUAGAAGAAACGCCCCGAUUACAUCUCAUCAUAAAGUAUUACCCAUGCAAACAACUGGGUUCGAAAAUUUUGGACCUCCUAAGCCACCAUCUGCUGGUGGUUCUACAGCUGGAAGUAUUCCACAGUGGCAGCUUGAUGAAUUUCUUGGAUUAAAUGAAUUUGGUCAGAAUUAUGGUUUUAUGGACAGCACCUCAUCUAAGGCAGACAACGGGAAGUUUGGAGACCCUGACAGCUCUCCCCCUACUACUAGUUUCAUGAUCAAUGAGGAAGAGCUGGACGAUAGUGAUGAGUGCUUGGGUCAGUUCAUGGAGGCAUCUUGGGCAGUUCCACAAAUUCCUUCCCCUCCCACAGCCUCAGGACUACAUUGGCCUAAAACUAACCAAAACCCCUUUGACUCUGCGGCCUUCGUUCCCGACAUAUGUUACUCUCCCUUUCAGAAUUUUGAAAACCAACAGCCGAAUGGUAGUAGAAUGAAACGGAGACGACACUGCUAAGAAAAUGUAUUCCCCAACUACUACAUUGCUCGUUCACGAAUAGCAAAUUCGGUCAUUCUUAAUCUCUUAUAUUAAGCACUUGUGUUUUUUAUGGUCUAUCUUUUUCUUCUUCCAGAGCAUGCUUAUUCCUAUAGUUUUGCAUUUCUCCUGCAUGAAUCUGAUGGAUCCACCUUUGCUAAUGGUGCAAAGAGACCGGUUCUAUAUAGAAGAC